AUGUCAGCCCCGGCAACUAACACACCGGCAGUGGUCCGGAGCCACUCAACCUCAUCUCGUCCAUCUCGUGCCCCAUCGGAUCUUCCUCACCGGACACGGAGCGUGGCGGUCCGAUCGUCAAAUACGUCCCAGCCACCUAUACCAACGCAUCUGUCACAUUCGAAAACUCCUUCACAAGACCGACGUCCUCCAUCAAAUCAUGGUGCGCUUGAGGGUGCAGCCCGACGCGAUUAUGAGGCGUCCAACACUGCACGUAUGCCUUCUCGACGGGAGGCCUCUACGGAUCGCUCUCAAGAACGCCCGUCGACCGCUCGAACUGAAACUGCCCGGAGACAUCAACGAAACCCCUCAUCGCAAAGCCGCCAAAGGGAAAGUGUUGACAUGGCCUCGAGCUCGACUGCACAAGAAUCGUCACAAAAUGCGACCGGAACAAGUGCCCCCACCGCCGCAGCUGCGCCCAGACGACGAACUACGAUCACGACCCCGACGGGUCAGUGGGCCCUAGGCAAAACUAUAGGUGCCGGAAGCAUGGGUAAAGUCAAAUUGGCCAAAAACACCGAGACUGGAGAGCAGGUUGCCGUUAAAAUCGUUCCACGACUCUCGACUGAGGAACAUCGCAGCAGCCGGGAGACGGAGAGAGCCGAUCGCUCAAAGGAAAUUCGGACGGCUCGGGAAGCCGCCAUUGUGAGCCUAGUGGACCAUCCAUAUAUCUGUGGGAUGCGGGACGUCCUUCGAACAUCGUACCAUUGGUACAUGCUUUUUGAAUAUGUGAAUGGUGGCCAGAUGCUGGAUUAUAUCAUUUCUCACGGCAAAUUGAAGGAGAAACAAGCACGGAAAUUCGCGCGCCAGAUUGCCAGCGCCUUGGAUUACUGCCACCGCAACAGUAUCGUACAUCGCGAUCUGAAAAUCGAGAAUAUUCUUAUUAGCAAAACUGGCGAUAUCAAAAUCAUUGAUUUUGGUCUCAGCAACUUGUUCUCGCCAAGGAGCCUUCUGAAAACAUUUUGCGGCAGUCUGUAUUUCGCUGCGCCGGAGUUGCUUCAGGCCAGGCAAUAUACGGGGCCCGAAGUUGAUGUCUGGAGCUUUGGAAUUGUCCUUUAUGUAUUGGUGUGUGGGAAAGUACCUUUUGAUGACCAGAGUAUGCCUCAGCUGCAUGCCAAAAUCAAAAAAGGUGUGGUGGAAUACCCACCAGGUCUCACUACUGAAUGCCGCCACAUCAUAUCCCGCAUGCUGGUCACCGAUCCCAAACAGCGUGCAAGCUUAGCCGAGAUCAUGAGCCACCCCUGGAUGAAUAAAGGCUUUAGCGCCCCUCCAGAGAAUCAUCUCCCUCAUCGUGAACCGCUGCAGCUACCUCUAGAUCAAGAGGUUGUUGAAAAGAUGACUGGGUUUGACUUUGGGCCACCCGAGUACAUUACAGCCCAGUUAACCAAAGUAUUGGAGUCCGAGGAUUACCAGCAUGCUAUCCGACUGAAUAUCCGCGAACAGCAACAUUCUGUCUCAACCCACGCGGAGCGCAAGCGAGGAGUGUUCGAUUUCUACAAACGACGGAACUCUGCGGCCAGUCGUGAUACUCUUUCCGCCCCUUCAGCGGAGGCAGUGCAACUAGGCAAUGAUCCGUUGAAUGCAUAUAGCCCAUUAAUAUCCACAUAUCAUCUAGUCAAAGAAAAACUUGAUCGAGAGCGAUCCGAAGCGCGGCCUGGAGCCCUUGGCAUUCCUUCUCCCAGUGAAGUCCACGUGUCCGAUCUGCGGCCCCCUGAAGCGGCCCAUACCAAUCAAUAUCAGUUGGCUGGAGACAAGGAUACAGGGCGACGGUCUCGGCCACGGGCCCGCACCCAUGGCGAGGACGAAGCCCCAGAAACAAUGAAGAUACACCACGCUUCCUCCCCAUCUACCCACGCAAUGCCAAUCUCUCAACCUGACACGCCCGUUAAAAAGGAAAGCACCGCUGCUGGGAUUUUGAGACGAUUCAGCACUCGCAGAACGAAAGACCGUAGCCGCGAUGUGGAGCGCGAACGCAUUAGUACCCCCAACACACCCAUGCUCAAUGUCCAACCCCCUGCCGAUUCGGCGUCUCCAAUGCACCGUGGUUUCAGUGUAAGGAGAACCCGGCGGAUGGAAGCAUCGCCGGGCGGGACAUCGUCGACUGAUAGCCGGCCCCAGCAGGAUCUUCUCACAGCGCCAACUUCGGCUGAACGCAGUGCUCGGUCUAAUAAAUUCUUGGAGAGAUCCACAAGUGUGAACUCGGCGGAAUAUCGAGCUCGGAGAGCCGUACGGAGAAAUGAUGCCGAUACAAUGGACGUUGCUGCAGAUCAACAACCACCCUCCACCAGUGACUCUGAUCGGGUCAGUGCGGCUAAUCAGAAAGACCCAUCCAGUGCGAGGUCUGGCGGCCGUACACAUACGGCGCGAACCAUGUCACUUGGACAUGCCCGGCGAGAAAGUAUACAGGCACGCCGGGCCCGCCGUGAGGCUACGCGGGAGGCCAAUGUCCCCGAAGAGACUGAUGCCGACAUCUCCGGUGUAGGGACAGCACUGGAGAGCGCCAAUGAGGGAGAGGACCUGUCCAAACCAGUGUAUCUCAAAGGUCUUUUCAGUGUUUCGACUACCAGCAGCAAGCCUUUGCCCGUUAUUCGGGCCGACAUUAUUCGAGUCUUGAGACAGCUCGCGGUUGACUAUGUCGAGAUCAAGGGCGGCUUUAGCUGUCGACAUGCCCCCAGUAUCGAUCUCGAUAAGGUGAUUGAUGUUGCCCCUCCCAGCCCAGAGCGACAGGGGCAAGUAUCCGGGCACCGCCGUCGUAUCAGCUUUGGCGGCUUGCUUAACCAUGAUGAUAGUCGAGACGACAGUCGCACGGGGUCAUCCAAGCUUCGUCAGGCUCACGCCGCACCGGACCGCAGUUUCACCACAAACUCAGACGCCUCUGAUGAAUAUGUUGCACGGGAACAAGGUGGUACAGUCGGCGAACGAGUCGUUGGCGAAACCACUACCCGUGUGCAAAGCGAUACUGGAGAGAACCUGGUACUCCGAUUCGAAAUUCUGAUCGUGAAGGUUCCUCUAUUCUCGUUGCACGGUAUUCAGUUCAAGAAGGUAUCAGGUGGAAUGUGGCAGUAUCGCGAGAUGGCCAAGAAGAUCCUCGAUGCACUGAGACUAUAA
Messenger RNA from Penicillium paradoxum, 3147 nucleotides. It is a transcript of the gene kin1, whose product is annotated as putative serine/threonine protein kinase Kin1. The transcript is spliced from 3 exons. The coding region runs from base 1 to 3147 and encodes 1048 amino acids. Gene Ontology annotation, molecular function: tau-protein kinase activity; ATP binding; protein serine/threonine kinase activity. Gene Ontology annotation, cellular component: cytoplasm. NCBI's taxonomy places the organism in Eukaryota, Fungi, Ascomycota, Eurotiomycetes, Eurotiales, Aspergillaceae. Gene Ontology annotation, biological process: microtubule cytoskeleton organization; protein phosphorylation; intracellular signal transduction. The record is from RefSeq and is a predicted model, not a curated record.